AUGACAAACCCAACUCGUAUUUGUAUAAUCGGUGGUGGUAUAAUUGGAGCUUCAAUUGCUUUUCAUUUAUCUGAAGCUGGAUGUUCGAAUAUAACUAUUGUUGAACGAACAAAUAUUGCUUGUGGUGCUAGUGGACGUGCUGGUGGAUUUCUUGCUAAAAAUUGGCGUACUGGUGCCGAAGGAAAAUUUUCUGAAUCAAGUUUUUUAGCUCAUAAUGAACUUGCUGAACGUUUAAAAAAUGAAUUUUCUACUGAUGUUUUGUAUCGUCGUUUAACAACAUAUAAUUUAUCAGUUGAUGAAAUUACUGAUAAAACAAAAAAAUCAAAUGAUUCAACAUCAUUACCAAAAUGGAUUACUGCUAAUGUUCAUCAACAAGAAAUCUUAGGAAAUGAAGAUACAACAGCACAAGUUCAUCCUGGUUUAUUAACAAAUGCCUUAGUUAAAAUUGUAGUAAAUCGAGGUGGACGUGUUGUUAUUGGUAAAGCAAAUGGUUUUCUUUUUGAAACAAUAACAACUCAUACAGAAAAAGAUGAACAUCAUCAAACAUCACCUAUUCGUGCUGUUAAAUUAUUAAUUGAAGAUCAAGAUCCAAUUGAAGCUGAUAUAUUUAUACUUACUAUGGGACCGUGGACUUAUCAAGCAGCACCAUGGUUUCGUGAUGCUAUGGUAUUUAAAGAAAAUAUUUCUCAUCAAUUAGAUGCUAUUAGUGGAGUUAAAGCACAUAGUAUUGUAUUUAAAGGUAAUCAACCAACUGAACCUUAUGCAUUUUUUCUUGCCUAUCAAUCCAAUGAUGGUAAAGUAUUAGAUCCAGAAAUUUAUCCACGAUCAAAUGGAGAUAUUUAUGUUUGUGGUUUUGCUGAACAACAAUCACAAAAUUUAGUUGAUAGUGGUAAUUCAGUACCAAUUGAUGAAAAAAGUUGUGAUCAUCUUCGUCAAAUUGCUGUACAAAUAUCAUCAACAUUAAAAGAUGCAAAUGUAGAAAUUAAACAAGCAUGUUAUUUACCACAGUCAAAUGAUGGAAAUCCAUUAAUUGGACGACUUUAUGGAUUAAAUAAUGUUUACAUAGCAACAGGUCAUAGUUGUUGGGGUAUUCUAAAUAGUUUAGCAACUGGUGCACAAUUGACUCAAUUGAUAUUAAAAGGUGAAAUGUCACCAUUUUUAAAACAAUGCGAUCCAGCACGAUUUUUUCGACGUACAACAACUCAGAAAUAG
Adineta steineri is the source of this 1212-nucleotide messenger RNA. Lineage: Eukaryota; Metazoa; Rotifera; Eurotatoria; Adinetida; Adinetidae. The record is from the annotation of a GenBank genome assembly.